AGGGAACAAAAAGGAGAUAAAAAGAGUCUCUCCACCUUCAUUUCAUUUUUUCUCUCUCCCUCGUUCCCUGUCUGUGUGUGUAGUCUCUGGAAUUGGCCUAGGGUUUUAGCGGAUCCGAAUACUGGCAAACUUGGAGCUUUUUUUAAUCAAGCAGAGACAAGGAUUUCGGAUUCUUUAAGAGAACUUCCUUUUUUUCAGUUUGCUGAGCAGCAAUCCUCUGAAGCUUGUCCUGAUAUCUGCCAUGGGGGAUGCAGAGAACGACUUGCAACCUUCAAAAAAGAGGGCUGCUGGAGUACAACUAUCUCGAGAUAACCCUGGUCUUGACGACGAUGAGGAGACAUCUGAACAAGAAGCAGGCACUUUUAAAAGGGCAAGUGAUGAGGUUCUGGCUACUAGAAGAAUUGUGAAAGUCCGUCGUCAGCAAACAUCAUCAACUCCAUCAGCCACAGAACCAACUCCUACUUCUAACCCAUUCAGUACUAUCCGCUUGGUUCCUCCUGCUUCUGCUCCUGUGGCGGUGGUGGAGGCGGAGGCGAGUCGUCUUACAAGCAAGGAAAACGAGCAAAGUGAUAAGAACAAUAGCGAAUCUGAAAAUGUGACUGAUGAGCCAAAGGGUGAAUCUAGUGCAGAUGUUAAGCCAUCUGAAAGCAAAGUUAAUGAGUCAAAAGUGGAAUUUAAUUCUGAGAAGGAUGAGAGUAACAUUGUUGUUGCACAAAGCAUAGCUAAAUCUGCAGUUGGGGAGGUCAUUGAAGGUGAGGAUUCUGGGGCUGUCUCCAAAAAAGCUGCAGAAGCUGACAAUAGUGAGAAUGACUCUAGGAAGGAUGUCGAUGGCAAGGAGAAAGCUGAGGAGAAAGGUAAUGGGGAGGCAACUACUGAGAAGACUGCAGAAACUGCCUCAUUUAGCUCAUUUCAACAACUCUCAAGUAGCCAGAAUGCGUUCUCUGGUCUUGCUGGGACAGGCUUCUCUAGUACCUCAUUCUCAUUUGGAUCAGUCCCUAAAGAUGGGUCUCCUUUAGGUUCUACCACUGGUUCACUUUUUGGCUUGAAGAACGAUCAGCCGUCCUUUGGUUUUGGAAAUUCUAAUAAUGGAAACUCCUCUAUCUUUGGAACUUCAGGGACAAAUCUUGCUGAUAAGAGUGAGGGCAACAAAUUCCCUACCAUGCAGGAGGUUGCUGUUGAAACAGGAGAAGAAAACGAGAAAGCUGUUUUCACAUCUGAUGCAGUCCUGUUUGAGUUUAUUGAUGGGGCAUGGAAGGAAAGGGGGAAGGGAGAACUCAAAAUCAAUGUUUCCACAACUGGAACAGGAAAAGGCAGACUUAUUAUGAGGGCCAGAGGAAACUAUAGGUUAAUCUUGAAUGCUAGUCUUUUCCCGGACAUGAAGCUGACGAAUAUGGACAAGAAAGGCAUCACCUUCGCUUGUGUGAAUACUGCUAGUGAAGGGAAAGAUGGGCUUUCUACAAUUGCCUUGAAAUUCAAGGAUGCUUCCAUAGUUGAAGACUUUCGAGCGGCUGUUGUGGAGCACAAAUCUAAGACUGCUCCUGCUCUUAAAACCCCAGAAAAUUCUCCACAGGCAUCGGAUAAAUGACUGCACCCUCUACAGACUCAGAGAAAUUGCACACUUAGGUUACCACUUAUGCCUUGCCCUCUUUUGUACCAUAAGCGAAAGGUUGAUACAAGUGCUUAUGGUUAUUAAGUUCGAUAACUGGUAAACCCUCUGUGUAGCUUGUAAGGCCUAUCCCUUUUGUUGUCAUUGCUAAUCUUUGUAAACCUUAGCAAAGUGUCUUCUAAUGUCUUCUUUAGUGAAUGUGCUUGGUUCUGAGUCUUGUUUAUGCGGAUUCUGGAGACAUGAAUGUUAAGUAGUUAAAGUCUAUAGUUCGCUUAAA
Molecule: messenger RNA, 1883 nt
Organism: Sesamum indicum (sesame)
Lineage: Eukaryota; Viridiplantae; Streptophyta; Magnoliopsida; Lamiales; Pedaliaceae
Product: nuclear pore complex protein NUP50B
Biological process (GO): intracellular transport
Cellular component (GO): nuclear pore
Source: RefSeq, a predicted model, not a curated record